This is a messenger RNA of Durio zibethinus, 2365 nucleotides long. RefSeq lists its product as uncharacterized. Lineage: Eukaryota; Viridiplantae; Streptophyta; Magnoliopsida; Malvales; Malvaceae. The record is from RefSeq and is a predicted model, not a curated record.
UAAUGCCAAUGUUGCUUGUUUGAAUUCAACAUAUCUUCUCUUUCAGUUCAGAUUUUAUAAGAGAUUUCAUAGCAGAAAAGUACUCAGAGCAGCAAAAUCAGAAAUUUUUGGAAUUUAGAAAGAUGUAUGUAACAAGGCCUCUUUCUAUGUAUAAACAGUCUCCUUCAGAGCUUGAAUUACCUCCUCCUGAGGGUCCGAAUUCCGGUAUUCUGGUAAUCCUGGAUGAAGAAGCAGAACCAACUUGUUGUUUUGGAAUGUUCAAAAGUCAUGAGCUGAAUCGCCUGCCUUUCCCUCAAAACAAGAAGAUACGGAUUCGCUAUAAUAAUAAUAAUAAUAACAAUAAUAAUAAUAACAAUAGUACUUAUACACGCGCUGCAGCAUUCAUUCCUGUUCUUGAUCAACCAUUGUCUUCCAAUCGGUACUAUGCGUUACAGCCUCGAGGAAGUCAUAAAGGGGAAGCAUUCACAAAUUCAGCAGAGGAAGAUGUUGUCACUUGCUGUUUCUGCAAGUGUUUUCCUGACAUUGAACCACAGCCAGCAGAUCAUCGUGACAUAUAUCAACAAUUUGAGAUCUGUCCUCGGAGUUGGGGAGGCUUUGUUGCCAAAUCUGUAGCCCCAGAUGGGGUUCCUCCAACGUUCUUGAGGAGAAAAGGCUGGCGAGUGCUCAUCUCAACUCCUCGUAAUUUCACAUUAGGUGAAGCACCAGGGCUUGACACUGCCCUCCGAGCCCGCCUACCCGAAUUCAACUUCCCAUUAUCUCACAAGAGUUCAGAACCUAUGGUUGUUGGAAAAUGGUACUGUCCUUUCAUUUUCAUCAAAGAUGGAAGACCGAAAGACCAGAUGGCUGAAUCAAUGUAUUAUGAAAUGACACUUGAGCAAAGAUGGGAACAAGUUUUUGACGAUGACUAUAAUGAAGAUAACACCGUGGUCGUGGAUGCCACAGUUGAAAAAGAAGUAGUUAGAGUUGAUGGGAUGGAGGUUUUGCAAGAUGAGAGGGAAAUACUUGAUGGGGUGAUGUGGUUUAGGAGUUCUAGCGUAACAGGAGGGGAAGUAGCUAUUGGGUUAAGUUUGGCAAUCGUUGAGAGAAUGAAGUGGGAACAAGAAAGGUUUGGGUGGACUGCUGGAAAUGAAAGGCAAGAGAGGAUUCAAACAGUAGAGGAAUUUGGAAAGAAUGGUAAGUGGAACAAAUUUGGGUGUUAUGUGUUGGUGGAGAGGUUUGUAUUGAGAAGAAUGGAUGGAAGUGUGGCAUUGACCUAUGAUUUCAAGCAUACUCAUCAGAUCAGAAACAAAUGGGAGUGAUCAUUUAUGCUUCUUUUGUGCCUACGAGAAUUUUCUCCUGGUCAUGAUUGUGUAUAAUUUCUAAUAUAAAUUAGGUUACUGUAAUGAAGUUAAUUCUUCUUCGUUUGCUUUUUCCAACAAAUUUUGAAUCAAUAACACGAAAAUAUCUGAAUUCAACACAGUUGAACCAUUUCUUUCUACAAAAAUUGACAGUAGAUGACAUGCUGAAACCAACGGAAAACCACUAAGUUUUUGCCACUUUAUCUUACUACUAAUAUAAGAAUCAAGCGUUGUCCCGACAUCCCUUCUCCCACGAAAACGCCACACUACAGCACUGACAUAUGAUGACAAAAAGGGAAAAUGCUAAAGGGAGUGAGUGAAAGAACAAGGUUGCUUUCCAAUUUGGUCCCAACCAUGAUGAAGAAGAAGCAAUCCCCUGGUAGUGUAAUGAACAGAGCUAGACUGAUUAAUCAUAGUAUUAAGGAAGCUGAUGGUUCCCAAAAAAUAAAGAAAGCAAAUGAAGUAUCGCAGCCUUAAAGAAAAACCAAGGAAAACUAAAGAUAGCCUGAAGAAAAUGUACAUGACAAGGCCUCUCUCAAUGUACAAAAAGUUUGCUUCACAGUUGUUCUCAAUGCCUCCUGAAGGCCCGAAUUCUGGCAUCUUGGUGAUCCAAGAUGAAGAAUCCGAAGUAAUAAUAAGCUGUCGGAUUGUGCAAAUUGAAAGACUAUAGUGUCAAAGAGGCUGAAUAGAUUUAUAUGUUUCGUUUGGUUCCUUCGGUAUAUAUUUAGGUUGAACAGUGUUUGCAAGCUAUGAGAGUAGAGCACGACCUUGCCACUGCUACAGCAAAAAUUUUCUUGGUGACAGGCAGUAGCUGUCAAGUAUGCAGCAGCUUCUUGUUGAUCCUCCUCGAAAGCGGGCAGCAGCUUGUUCUACAUUGAAAUUCAAUGGCUUUCUUUAAUUAUUUUUCUCUUUUAAUGUCUCAGGUUUCAAACUAAAUCACGCAUGAAUGGUUGUGUGAACCUGUCUCAAGCUUUUCAGUUUGCAACGAAGUGAUUCACAAUUAUUACAGCAAUAAGCUAUAAGCUAGA